Molecule: messenger RNA, 2278 nt
Organism: Nothobranchius furzeri (turquoise killifish)
Lineage: Eukaryota; Metazoa; Chordata; Actinopteri; Cyprinodontiformes; Nothobranchiidae
Gene: elovl5
Product: ELOVL fatty acid elongase 5
Biological process (GO): sphingolipid biosynthetic process; fatty acid elongation, saturated fatty acid; very long-chain fatty acid biosynthetic process
Cellular component (GO): endoplasmic reticulum membrane; endoplasmic reticulum
Molecular function (GO): fatty acid elongase activity
Source: RefSeq, a predicted model, not a curated record
CCGUGCGCUGAUGUCAUCCCUCUGAUUGCAUGUGUCAUUGCGACACAGCAGGUCACCUCCUGGCUAUAACCCCCCCGCGAGGGCAGCAGGCCAGUCUGCGCGUUCCUCCCUCUUCCCCAGCGAGUCACAAGCUACAACAGUGUGCUCAGAGACCGGCCAGACUCCCCUCUGCACUUCCUUCUCAGCGCCGGAGGAUCUGGUGAAAAAUGGAUGCCAUCAAUCAUAAACUGAACCAUUAUUUUGAAACAUGGAUGGGUCCCAGAGAUAAGCGUGUGGAGGGCAUGCUCCUGCUCGACACUUACCCACCAACGCUGGCACUGACGGCCAUGUACCUCCUGAUCGUGUGGCUGGGACCCAAGUACAUGCAACACAGGCAGCCUUAUUCCUGCAGAGGCCUCAUGGUGAUCUACAAUCUGGGCAUUACCAUCUUGUCCUUCUACAUGUGUUACGAGAUGAUCAGUAAUGUGUGGCCCAGUGGAUACAACUUCUUCUGCCAGGACACGCACAGCUCACCAGAGUUGGAUAAGAAGAUUAUUGGCGUCCUGUGGUGGUACUACUUUUCCAAGCUUCUGGAGUUCAUGGACACCUUUUUCUUCAUCCUACGAAAAAAUAAUCACCAGAUCACCUUCCUCCACGUCUACCACCACGCUAGCAUGCUGAAUAUCUGGUGGUUUGUUAUGAACUGGAUUCCCUGUGGCCACUCAUACUUCGGUGCCUCCUUAAACAGUUUUGUCCACGUUGUGAUGUAUUCCUACUACGGCCUCUCUGCCAUCCCGGCCCUCCGGCCUUACCUCUGGUGGAAGAAGUACAUCACGCAGCUGCAGCUGAUCCAGUUCUGUUUAACCAUGUGUCAGACGGCUCUGGCAGCUAUUUGGCCGUGUGGCUUCCCCAUAAGAUGGCUGUACUUCCAAAUCAGUUACAUGUUCUCCUUCACUGUUCUUUUCUCAAACUUCUACAUUCAGACUUACAAAAAGCAAAGCAGUUCUCGAAGGAAGGAACGUCAGCUCGGAUCGUCGGCGUCGACAAACGGGCACGCAAAUGGGACGCCGUCGAUGGAGCACACAGCGGCCAGGAAGCUGAGGGUGGAUUGAUAUUUGAGGACCGUUUUCUCUUCAAACACUCUAAAAAAGAAAUGUUGAAUUUAGUUUACCAAUUUGUGUCAACUACUUCCAAUAGUGAAUGUAAAGAGAAAUAUACGUUUACUUCUAACAUAACCAGGUAGAACAAUAUAUAUUAUGCUUUACAUUUAAGCUACUGGGUUUCGUGGAACCAGCUGACAAAACUUGGUUAAAUUAAUUCAGCAUUCCCUUUUUUACAGUGUAGAGCAUCACCUGAUGCCUAGAGUAUCUUUUUACAUUAGGAACAAACUAUAGGAUUUAAUUCAGAUGAAACAAGCCAUACCAACAACAUACCCAGAGACGUUUCAUGUUUUUCUUUCAUUACGCAUGAAACCAGAUUAUUAUAAAUACAAAAUAGGAGCCCUGUAGUGAUAACGCCUUUUAAUAAUUCCUUUGUUGCUAUGAGCAACAUAUAUUUAAUGAUGCUUUGCACAACAAAGGUCUAAAGACGGAGUUUGCAGAUACAUGUUCUUUUACACACGAUUGCAAAUAGGACAAUUCAAAGCAUGCACGGUGCUUAUGACUCUCUAGGGAACAAACUGGUCUUAUUUUAUAUCUCACAACUGCCUGAUGCGUUUGCAUAUUCCAACAUCUUACUCUCAGCGAUGGUGUAGAUAAUUUCCUCGAGCCAAGGUGGAGCAGCAGCAGUUUACUUUUCCAGAUGUACAUGCAGAGCAAGGUUCAGCUUGAAUGUGUAUGUAGUAUUUAUUUUCAGUAGCCGCAGCGUGAGAGAUCAGAUCUGCUUAUAAAAGAAACUGUUUGCCAUCGGUAUUUAUUUUUUCCAAACUCCUCAGUAAUUGUAUUGAGUAGAUGCUGUUUUUCUGCAGCUCUUUGGAUGCAAUACCGUGCAUCUUUACAAGAUCUGCAAUAUAGCUGCUUAUUGGUAAAUAUAUUAAUGUGAUAAAAAUAAUAACAUAGUACAAACAGUUUACUGCUAAAUAUCCAAAUGCAUUACAUUCUGGUAACAUUUUGUAGGAAGAGAUUAUUUUUUAUUUAUGGUGUUUUGAAAAAGUUUACUUCUAUAUGACGAUAACUUAAUAACUAAAAAAUUUUUAAAACGAAAGUUCCUGAAAGGUGUUGGACAGGUGUUUAAACAAUACAUUUGCAGCGGUCUCUAGUAGUAAUGAAUUCCCUGCAAGUCGUACUGGGGGGGGGGGGGG